CCCGCGGUUGGACGCGGCGCUCGGUUGCCGGGCGGGGGAGGGCUCGUCCGGUUUUUCUCAGGGGACGUUCAAAUUAUUUUUGUAACGGGAGUCGGCAGAGGACGGGGCGUGCCCGACGUGCGCGCGUCCUCCCUCCCCGGCCCUCCUCCAGCGUCCGCCGGCGCCUGCCCUGCGAGGGCGUCAUGCCGCCCAAAACCCCCCGUAGAGCAGCAGCCGCCGCCGCCGCCGCCGCCGCGGAGCCCCCGCCGCCGCCCCCGCCCCCGCCGCCCCCUCCUGAGGAGGACCCCGAGCAGGACAGCGGCCCCGAGGACCUGCCUCUGGCCAGGCUUGAGUUUGAAGAAACUGAAGAACCUGAUUUUACUGCAUUAUGUCAGAAAUUAAAGAUACCAGAUCAUGUCAGAGAAAGAGCUUGGUUAACUUGGGAGAAAGUUUCAUCUGUGGAUGGAGUCUUGGAAGGUUAUGUUCAAAAGAAAAAGGAACUAUGGGGAAUCUGUAUCUUUAUUGCAGCAGUUGACCUAGAUGAGAUGCCGUUCACUUUCACUGAGCUGCAGAAAAACAUUGAAACCAGUGUCUAUAAAUUUUUUGACUUACUAAAAGAAAUCGAUACCAGUACCAAAGUUGAUAAUGUUAUGUCAAGACUGUUGAAGAAGUAUAAUGUGUUGUGUGCCCUCUACAGCAAAUUAGAAAGGACAUGUGAACUUAUAUAUUUGUCACAACCCAGCAGUUCGAUAUCUACGGAAAUAAAUUCUAUGUUGGUGCUAAAAGUUUCUUGGCUCACAUUUUUACUAGCUAAAGGGCAAGUUUUACAAAUGGAAGAUGAUCUGGUGAUCUCAUUUCAGUUAAUGCUGUGUGUCCUUGACUAUUUUAUCAAACUCUCACCUCCUGCAUUACUCAAAGAACCAUAUAAAACAGCUGUAAUACCUAUUAAUGGUUCACCUCGAACACCAAGGCGAGGUCAGAACAGGAGUGCACGGAUAGCAAAACAACUAGAAAAUGAUACAAGAAUUAUUGAAGUUCUCUGUAAAGAACAUGAAUGUAAUAUAGAUGAGGUGAAAAAUGUUUAUGUCAAAAAUUUUAUACCUUUUGUGAAUUCUCUUGGAAUUGUAGCUUCUAAUGGACUUCCAGAGGUGGAAAGUCUCUCUAAACAAUAUGAAGAAAUUUACCUUAAAAACAAAGAUAUAGAUGCAAGAUUAUUUCUGGAUCAUGAUAAAACUCUUCAGGCUGAUCCUACAGACAGUUUUGAAAUACAGAGAACACCACGAAAAAGUAACCCCGAUGAAGAGGUAAAUGUGAUUCUUCCACAGACUCCAGUUCGGACUGUCAUGAAUACUAUCCAGCAAUUAAUGAUGAUCUUAAAUUCAGCAAGUGAUCAACCGUCAGAAAAUCUGAUUUCCUAUUUUAAUAAUUGCACAGUGAAUCCAAAGGAAAGUAUCCUGAAAAGAGUGAAGGAUAUUGGGUACAUCUUUAAAGAGAAAUUUGCUAAAGCUGUGGGACAGGGAUGUAUGGAAAUUGGAUCACAGCGAUACAAACUUGGAGUCCGAUUGUAUUACCGAGUAAUGGAAUCCAUGCUUAAAUCAGAAGAAGAACGAUUAUCCAUUCAAAAUUUUAGCAAACUCCUGAAUGACAACAUCUUUCAUAUGUCUUUGUUGGCAUGCGCUCUCGAGGUUGUAAUGGCUACAUAUAGCAGAAGUACAUCUCAGAAUCUGGAUACUGGAACAGAUUUGUCCUUCCCUUGGAUUCUGAAUGUACUUAAUUUAAAAGCUUUUGAUUUUUACAAAGUGAUUGAAAGUUUUAUCAAAGCAGAAGCCAACUUGACCAGAGAAAUGAUUAAACAUUUAGAACGAUGUGAACAUCGAAUCAUGGAAUCCCUUGCAUGGCUCUCAGAUUCACCUUUAUUUGAUCUUAUUAAACAAGCAAAGGACCAAGAAGGACCAGCUGAUCACCUUGAACCUGCUUGUUCUCUCAGCCUUCCUCUCCAGAAUAAUCACACUGCAGCAGAUAUGUAUCUUUCUCCUGUAAGAUCCCCAAAGAAAAAAGGGUCAACUACACGUGUAAAUUCUACUGCAACUUCAGAGGCACAAGCAACCUCAGCCUUCCAGACUCAGAAGCCAUUGAAAUCUACCUCCCUUUCACUCUUUUACAAAAAAGUGUAUCGACUAGCAUAUCUUCGACUAAAUACCCUGUGUGCACGCCUUCUGUCUGACCACCCAGAACUAGAACAUAUCAUCUGGACCCUUUUCCAACACACACUGCAAAAUGAGUAUGAACUCAUGAGAGACAGGCAUUUGGACCAGAUUAUGAUGUGUUCCAUGUAUGGCAUAUGCAAAGUGAAGAAUAUAGACCUUAAAUUCAAAAUCAUUGUAACAGCAUACAAAGAUCUUCCUCAUGCUGUUCAGGAGACAUUCAAACGUGUUUUGAUCAGAGAAGAGGAGUAUGAUUCUAUUAUCGUAUUCUAUAAUUCAGUCUUCAUGCAGAGACUGAAAACAAAUAUUUUGCAGUAUGCUUCCACCAGGCCCCCUACCUUGUCACCAAUUCCUCACAUUCCUCGAAGCCCUUACAAGUUUUCUAGCUCACCUUUACGGGUUCCUGGGGGGAACAUCUACAUAUCACCCCUGAAGAAUCCAUAUAAAAUUUCAGAAGGUCUGCCUAUGCCAACAAAAAUGACUCCAAGAUCAAGAAUCUUAGUAUCAAUUGGUGAAUCAUUUGGGACUUCUGAGAAGUUCCAGAAAAUAAAUCAAAUGGUGUGUAACAGCGACCGUGUGCUCAAAAGAAGUGCCGAAGGAAGCAACCCUCCUAAACCACUGAAAAAACUGCGCUUUGACAUUGAAGGAUCGGAUGAAGCAGAUGGAAGUAAACAUCUCCCAGGGGAGUCCAAAUUUCAACAGAAACUGGCAGAAAUGACAUCUACUCGAACACGAAUGCAAAAGCAGAAAAUGAAUGAUAGCACGGAUACCUCAAACAGGGAAGAAAAGUGAGGACCUCACGACCUUGGUGGGCACCCUGUACACCUCCGGCUUCAUUGUCUCCCACAGAUCUGACUGUAGAACUCUCCCAGGUUCUGUUUACGGCCACAUUUGAUACAUACCUUCAGCUCUUUUUGUGGAUAGCACAGUUGGGUAUUUGUGCAGGGGAUUCCUAAGCCACUUGCAACAUUGUAGUCACUAGAACAUGCAUUGUUAUUGUACAAGAUUGAAAAUCAUGUGCCAGUCCUGCCAUUUAAAAAGCUGUAGCAGAUGUUUCCGUUUCCAAAAUACAGUAAGUCCCCUACAUACGAACCUUCAAGAUACGAACUUUCAAAGAUGCAAACAAUUGAAUCCAGCAAGGAACCAGAACCUGUGCCAUUAAUGUCAGGCGUGAGUGAAAUUGCAGUUUGCCCUCCAUCUCCUAUUGCUGACGAUCCUUCAGCUCUACCAUCUCCCACCUCCUCUCCCUCCUCCAGUCAGUAACUCUUCUUGCCUGUUUGUUCGAUGCCAGCCCCUGUGUGCCAGCUGUUGUACUGUACUACUGUACUUUUCAAGGUACUGUACUGUAAGAUUAAAAAUGUUUUCUUUAUUUUUUGUGUUUGUUUGUUUUUUAUGUAUUAUUUGUGUGAAAAGUAUUAUAAAGCUAUUACAGUACAGUACUAUAUAGCCGAUUGUGUUAGUUACCUAGGCUAACUUCUCUGGACUUACAAACAAAUUGGUCUUAUGAAGCACUCUCUGAAUGGAACUCGUUCGUAUGUAGGGGUUUUACUUAUAAUUGCUCUGCUUUACAAAUGGUGGCAGGAUCCCCUGGGAGUGAGAGUCCUCACAACCUGUACCUAUCUGAGUACUUUGUCUUCUCUUGUGGCAUGUAUGUGAUGUUUGCUCUUAUUUUUAUUAAUUUAUAUUUAUUUUUUUAACUUAACAUGAACACCCUUAGAAAAUGCGUCUUGUCUUCCAAAUGCAAUUUGGCUGACUGCCCCCAUUCACCCAAAUGAUCCUGAGCUCUUGUGCUAAAACAUAUAUUAGAAACUAGGGGAAAAUUACUAAUUUUUACACAUUAGAUUUUAGUUUACUCAUGGAAACUAAAUGGAUGUACU
Messenger RNA from Eubalaena glacialis (North Atlantic right whale), 4060 nucleotides. It is a transcript of the gene RB1, whose product is annotated as RB transcriptional corepressor 1. The record is from RefSeq and is a predicted model, not a curated record. Gene Ontology annotation, molecular function: RNA polymerase II transcription regulatory region sequence-specific DNA binding. The transcript has 27 exons. The coding region runs from base 183 to 2975 and encodes 930 amino acids. Gene Ontology annotation, cellular component: chromatin; nucleus; Rb-E2F complex. Gene Ontology annotation, biological process: negative regulation of G1/S transition of mitotic cell cycle; cell morphogenesis involved in neuron differentiation; cell differentiation. NCBI's taxonomy places the organism in Eukaryota, Metazoa, Chordata, Mammalia, Artiodactyla, Balaenidae.